ACGUUUGACCAAUUAGGGGAGACCCGGAAGCAUGUCUUUUUGUCAGGUUUGACAUGGGCGCCUAGAAGUCUGCCUCCACAACGUAUGUUUUAUUCGACCAUUUCCAUAGCUAUAGCCCUGAAAUGGACGGUAUGCUGAGUGCAAUGGAUAACAUGUCUCCAAGGAAAAGAAGAAGAGAUGACGGUUCCGGGGUCUUAAGUGGCAAGCAGCCUAAAACGGGUUCAAGUUCAGAGUCGUGCCUGGAUGAACCCGUUGACCUACGAAGUGUGCAGCAUGAAAUCAUUAAAUAUGGUUCCUCAACUUUGCCAGCGAAACACUACGACCCUGACACCACCGAGCCGCUCAGCUCCGCACUACGGAACCUGGAAGAGCUGCUGGCAUGGAAGCUGAGGGACGCAAACCCUUUCAAUGUAGCAUCUGUCCCGCGCGCGAGCAGACAACCACUCUACGCGAGCAACCAGCCACGUACGCUGGUGUGUCACGACAUGAUGGGAGGCUACCUGGAGGACAGGUUUAUUCAAGGUACGGAAGUGGAGACACCGUAUGCCUUCUAUCACUGGAGCCUUAUUGACAUCUUCAACUACUUCAGUCAUCAAAUGGUGACCAUACCCCCUGCCUGCUGGACCAAUGCCGCACACAAGCAUGGAGUUCUCUCUCUUGGGACCUUCAUCACUGAGUGGACUGAUGGUGCUCAGAUGUGUGAGGCGUUUCUGGCAGGAGAGGAGGCAUACCGGGCGGUGGCCGACAAACUAGUGCAAAUCUCACACUACUAUGGCUUCGACGGCUGGCUGGUCAACAUAGAAAAUGUCCUAAGUGCAACCGCAGUGAAGAACAUGGUUCUGUUCAUGCGCUACCUCACUGACCAGAUGCAUGAGCGGGUUGCAGGCAGUGUGGUGAUCUGGUAUGACAGUGUGCUAAAGGAUGGCUCUCUCAAGUGGCAGAACGAGCUCAAUAACGACAACAGUGUGUUUCUUGAGGCAUGCGAUGGGUUUUUCACAAACUACAACUGGACAGAGCAGAGUCUGGAGCACAUGAAGGCCCUGUCCGCUGCUCAGGAGCGCCAGGUGGACAUCUUUGUUGGGGUGGAUGUGUUUGCACGAAGCGACGUGGUGGGAGGCAAGUUUGAGACCAAUAAGGCUCUGAGUCUUCUUCGCAAAUAUGGCUUCUCUACUGCCAUCUUCGCCCCUGGAUGGGUAUAUGAGUGCCACGAUAAAGCAGAGUUCCGCAACAACCAGGACAAGUUCUGGGGUUUGCUCGCUGAUCAUCUGUACGUCCACCGGCCCUCCGCCCUGCUGCCGUUCGUCUCAUCCUUCUGCCAGGGCUUUGGGAAGAGUUUCUAUAGGAACGGGCAGGUAGAGUUCCAGAGGAGCUGGUUUAAUCUGAGUGCCCAGGAGCUGCAGCCCUUCUACUACAAGGAGCAGCUGGAGGGCGAGGGCUGGCUGAGGACCCGAGGCUGCCCUGAAGAUGCCUGGAGUGGAGGCAGCUCGCUGUUAAUAGAGGGCAUGAUUCCAACAGGCCAGUCUAAAAUCUGUGCAAGGAUAUUUUCUCUGCACGUUCCCCUGGCCACCAGGACGUUUGUGUCAUUUGUGUACCGGCCGUCUGAGGGUGUGUCCGUCUCCUUGGAGCUGAAGAUGGCAGACGCCGCACUCUGUUCACACACCAACACAGAGGACAUAACAGCCAGUAGUGUGGUACCUGUUGCCCUGCGUGAAGACCAUGACCUGGUGAAGCAGUUCACUCAGAGCUGUGGGGUGUGGAGGCCUGAUGGGUGGACUAAACGGUGUUUCCAGUUAGAGCUGAGUGGCUGUGCGCUGAGGGACAUCUGUGUUAACGUCACACGUGACGAGCCAGCACAGGACACGCCUUUUCACUGCAGAGUGGGAGAGAUUAUGGUGCUGGACGCCGAGAGUCUCCUCGUGUCCCCACUCUCCAUGCAGAACAUCUGCAUCUCUGACGCGGUGUGGCAGCGAGGCAUGGGCCAUGCCAGUGACUCCACCAAAGAGACGGCGAAGCUGCACCUCAACGCCACGCUGCAGUGGAACUACCCGAGCCAGCUGGCGCGCUGCUUCCUCAUCCACUGGCGCCGGCUCCGCGGCCCCGACCCCCGGGUGCCCGCCGGGCCGCUGGCGCUGCUGGGCCGCUCCUACUCCGGCCUGUACCGCGUGGUGGACCUGGUGGUGCCGGACUCCCCCGCGCUCAUCGAGCUGGUGGUGGAGCCCGUGACCAGAGAGGGCUUCAGCGUGCCGGAGUCCCACUGGGGGAGACGCUCCCUCAGCUACACCGAAGGAGUGAACGCAGGGCAGAAAUGAAGGGACAUAGCUGAGAAAACACACGCGAGCGCACGCACACACACACACACACACACACACACACACACACUCACACCUUUUAUUUUGAUUCUUAUCUAUCUUCCUUGCAUAUGUACACAUACAAACACUUUACAUUAUUCUUAUCCAUCUCCUAUUAUUGUUACACACACACACACACACAUCUGUACACAGCUACAUAAAAACUAUUUUGUCUUAAACACACACACACCUUGUUUCUUGGUCAUACUUAGACAUACAAGGUGAUGUAAACCAAUACGUAGUCGUAAUGACACGGACACACAUUCCAACUAACACACACACACACUAACACUUGAUUUCACACAGACAAACAUACAUAAAUACAUGCGCCACCUUACACACUCGUGCAUACUGUUCAGCUGUCCACAUGUCUGAUUCGUUUGAUAAAGAGCACUUGCUGUAUGAAAACCCUCUGGGUGAUAUUGGUUUGCAUCACUUUUUAACUAAUACACUGAACCGUUCAGUGGCAUAAUUUCAUGCUUAACCGUCUGACGCUGAAGCUCGUUGUGGUUCCCCAGGGAAGCCUGGGCUCAAGAUCACAUUUCAGUCAGAAAUGUUUAAUUACUGUUGGUGACUUGCCAAUUAAAGGGUCAUGUAGAGGUCAUGGCUGCUGAUUUACUCUAAUCGUGAACUGCAGAGGGUUACUGUGACUAAUCAUGCUUUUGAGAUCUACCUUAGGAAUAAUAUGCACUAUGACGACAAUGCAAUGUGUGCACACAUUCACAGUAGUCCUCCAGUCCUCCUCUUCUUGUCUGAAGGAGAAACACGGUGCAUCCAUUAUCAGGAACCAGGAAUGCCCGCCCUUUUGGCCUUUCCUUCGGUGUCAGUUUUGUCAAGUGUACGUUUAAAAACGUACCUUAACAGUUCCGAGACAGAUUUAUAUUUUUAAAGCAGUGCCACGUACCAUGCAUGGAAGAAUCCUCACCCUGUCUUGGAUAUAUUAACCUGGCUCUGUCCACCUACUGCUCCCAGCUCAGUUUUGGCUCUCAUUACUUACAAAGUGAAUGUGGGUCUGGUUACACCAGGGUACUGCUAUAUCUGCUUGAAGAGAAAUUUGUAAUAUGCUGUUUUUACAAUAAAAAUAAUGUAACCCACA
This is a messenger RNA of Clupea harengus (Atlantic herring), 3444 nucleotides long. It is a transcript of the gene engase, whose product is annotated as endo-beta-N-acetylglucosaminidase. Gene Ontology annotation, biological process: protein deglycosylation. Gene Ontology annotation, cellular component: cytoplasm. Gene Ontology annotation, molecular function: mannosyl-glycoprotein endo-beta-N-acetylglucosaminidase activity. NCBI's taxonomy places the organism in Eukaryota, Metazoa, Chordata, Actinopteri, Clupeiformes, Clupeidae. The record is from RefSeq and is a predicted model, not a curated record.